AAGUCAUUUUCAAUUGGUAGUCUAAAAAGUGUAAGUUGCGUUCAUUUCCAAAAAGGAAAAAUCGUAUGAACCAAAAACUUUUUAGUUAAACUUUCCAGUGAUUUCCCGUUAGCCUUCUUAGCUACGAGGCUCUUUCAAUUUUGAAGUGAAUUCAUUCACCACCAGACUUCCAGCUUCCUUUCUCAGCAACCAUCUUCUUCAGGACACUGAUGGGAACUCCUUACCCAAACCCCAUUUCUCCUUCCCAAACCCGCAUAGGCUGGAUUGGCAUAGGCGUCAUGGGUGCUGCGAUGGCCUCCCGCCUUCUCUCAGCCGGCUACUCCCUCACCAUCUACGCUCGCACUCCUUCAAAAGCUCAUCCCCUCCAAUCCCAAGGUGCCCAACUCGCCCAUUCCCCAUUUCAACUCGCUCAAGUCAGCGACGUCGUCUUCACAAUGGUGGGACACCCACCAGAUGUUCGAUCAAAUAUCCUCGACCCAGAAACCGGCCUUCUCUGGGGCCUCCGGCCAAACUCGGUCUCCGUCGACAUGACAAGUAGUCAUCCAGCCCUUGCCCGCGAGAUUUUCAAUGCUGCGCGCGCCAAAGAUUGCUGGACUGUCGAUGCGCCAGUGUCUGGGGGUGACAUUGGCGCUAGAGAAGGCAAACUCGCCAUACUUGCCGGCGGUGAUGCUUCCGUGGUCGAGUGGUUGGCCCCAUUGUUUGAUGUUUUGGGGAAGGUUACUUACGUGGGUCCUGCGGGCUCCGGCCAAAACUGCAAGAUUGCGAACCAGAUUGUGGUGGGGGGGAAUUUGCUGGGGUUGAGCGAAGGGUUGGUGUUUGCCGAGCGGGCCGGGUUGGAUGUGCAGCAGUUUAUGGAGGCGGUGAGGGGUGGGGCAGCCGGGUCGAUGGUGAUGGAGUUGUUUGGGGAUAGGAUUAUAGGGAGGGACUUCAGGCCUGGUGGGUUUGCUGAGUAUAUGGUGAAGGAUUUGGGGAUGGGUGUGGAUGUUGUGGAGGAGAAUGAGGAAGGAAGGGUGGCGGUGUUGCCUGGUGCUGCAUUGUGCAAGCAGUUGUUUUCUGGCAUGGUGGCUAAUGGGGAUGGGAAGCUUGGCGGUCAAGGUCUUAUCACUGUCAUAGAGAGGCUCAAUGGAAAGUGAGAUGAAAUGGUUAGCUCAAUUUGAAAGAGAUUUACUCAGCCCGGCUCGCACUCUCUUCUCUCUUUGAUAAAAAUGUCAUCUUCAGGCUUUAAGAAAAAUUAUAGGAACCAUAAAAACCUCCACGAACACUCCUCAUGAUCAAAAGUUUGUCCUACUUUCCUUCUGUUUCCAGUUUGGGUAUUUUUUGGUGGAUAGUUUCAAGUUUGGGUUGCAGAUGAAGAUGAGGAGUUGGAGAAUGGGGAAAGGAAAAAAUUUCCCCCUAAAGGCACAAUAAUUACAAUAUUAUAUUUCCUAACUGUUGUUUUCUGAAACAAUAAUAAUGUUGUUAAUGGGUUUUUUUUUUAAUUAUCUCUGAAGGGGUAUUAUUAAGUUCAUUGACUUGCUGGAGUGGAAUGGUGCAAGGUUGGCUUUUUGCCAUUUCACCAUAUACAUUUCAAUAUCCACAAUGACUAGGAAGUAACCAUAUCUAAAUUAUAGAUCCUUUUUUUAUUAAUCCUCGAGAUCACACUUCAUCCGCCUAUAGGGCAGACUUUAAAUUUUUUAUGGGAGUGAUUAUCCGCAGAGAUUAUCUCAGAGUCCGCUAAAGAUUUAGUGGCGUCAAUGAAAAUUCGUCAAAACUCUUGAGGUCAUCUCACAUUUUGGACAUGAUCCGUCGUAAAACACAGGGGUUUCGUUUUAGGCAAAUAGAAGAUCAUCCACUCUUUCUAUCUUCUACUGAGAGAUUUAACUAUUACAUUAAGAAAAUGGUUGCCAUGGCUGAAAGGGAGGAGGCCCAAGAAAAGAUAUACAACAAGAAAGUUGACCUCAAUAGAGUCAUUGAGGAAGGAUGGGUCUUUCGUGAUGCUCUCAAAGAAAGACAUUUUAGCAAAAACGUUUGGGGAGCAUUUGAAUAUUCUCACUACGUGUGCCUCAACAUUAAUCGUGAUUUGCAAGAGGAAGGAGACAAAUAUAAAAAUACAAAGCCUUUGGUGGAACUGUAAAGUUGGGCUGACUGGCCACCACUGUCUCUGGUUGAUUCUUGUCUCGGAUGCCCUCCUCCGGCUGGCGCUGUGUGAUCGAAUGAAGGGUGAAGGAAGCAAUGGCUGCUGUUUUUGUAGUCUAGUUUGAACUUUCUCGUGCUUCUUGUUUGUAACUUUGUUUUGCUUGGGCCUUGCUUUGUUUCCUUCCUUUCCCUUGAUUGGGCUUUUAUGGAAUUUGAUUCGGACCCAAAAAAAUAAAAAACUGAGAGUUCACUU
This is a messenger RNA of Prunus persica (peach), 2368 nucleotides long. RefSeq names its product probable 3-hydroxyisobutyrate dehydrogenase-like 2, mitochondrial. The transcript is spliced from 4 exons. The coding region runs from base 210 to 1133 and encodes 307 amino acids. Gene Ontology annotation, molecular function: NAD binding; NADP binding; oxidoreductase activity. The record is from RefSeq and is a predicted model, not a curated record. Lineage: Eukaryota; Viridiplantae; Streptophyta; Magnoliopsida; Rosales; Rosaceae.